AUUGGUAGACGAGAAAAAAAAAUUUUAUUUUGGUUAGCAUAAAAAAAGUUCCAAUGGUCAAGCAAAUACAAAGAAUAUAAACAAACGCCAAACAGAACAAAUGCAAAAGAACUAAAUAAAAAACGAACAAGAAAAUUAUGAAAUAACUGAACGAGUUGAAAGAUUUGUGGUUAACACCAACACACAAAGGCGUUUGUGCACACUUGAGCUGGUGCUAGUUGAAGUGAAUAAGAAAAUAUAACAGAAAAAAAAUAUAUACAUAUGUGUUGUGACGUCGCGCUUAGUUUUCUUAGCGGGAACAAAAGUGUAAUUAUUGAAGAAAUUGUACAUUGAAGAUGGCAUAGACCUCCCCGGUUGGCCGGUGUGCUAAGUGACAAUUGAAGACUUUUUUCCGUGUUCCCAGCCAUCCAAUAGAGGACUUCGUAAAUUAAACCAGUUCAUUGAGAAAAAAAGGAGUCCCCAUUGUUGGUGAACUUCCAGUUUAUCGCCAUUGGACGUGGUCUGUACUAAGCAUCGCGGCGGUGCCAUGGAAAGCAUCUGCAGAUUAUGUUUCCAACCGGCAGCGUUGUUUCAAGUUCCCGGCUAUAAUAUACCCACCUGUGUUAAGUGCUCAGAACAUUUGACAAAUAGUGGUAAUGGCUUUUAUCAAUCAGUAGCUGCCUCCGCUGCCUCGGGACAACCGGCAUUGUCGGCAACAGCUGCUGCUGCCGCCGUCGCUGCUGUGGUAAACAGUACCGCGAAUUCUUCGAAUGCAUUGAAUCAACAGCAAAUGUCUCAGCAACAACUUCAACAACCGAAUCAACAACAACAGCAGGCGAAUCAACAAACGAAUCAACAGCAACAACAACAGCAGCAACAGCAACAACACCAGCAACUGCAAAAUUCCACAAAUUCAACAAAUAGUCUACAGUCGCAGGACGAUUCAGAAGAUCAGACUACAGUUCAGCAACAGCAACAGCAACCAACGCGCCGUCCACGUCAAAACGGUGUUAAAAAUAAAUUACAACAAAUCACCAUGUCCUCCUAUGAAUUGGAGAAGACCAUACAACAUUUAGAUGUGGACUUAGUAUCUUGUCCUUUAUGUAAUAAAACAUUUUCAGGGAACUCAUCCUUGAUCUCACAUAUACGUAAUCAUGCAGCUGAAGUGCUAAUAUUUACAGUGGACUUAAUAUUUAACGAAGAAGGCUCAUGUCCUUUGUGUAAUAAGACAUUCUCAAGGAAGUCCUCCUUGAUAACACACAUACGUAAUCAUGCGGCCGAAAGAAAAUUUGUUUGUAAUUAUUGUAAUAAAGGUUUUACUCAAGCAGCCAAUUUGCGGAAUCAUGAACGUAUACAUACCAACGAUCGUCCGUAUGUGUGUGUGGAUUGUGGCAAAACGUUUACUCAGAUUACCAACCUCAACAAUCAUCGACGACUGCAUACGGGCGAACGGCCUUUUGUGUGCAUCGAACCGGAGUGUGGACGCUCCUUUGCCCAGGUCACUAAUCUCAAUAAUCACAUGAAAACCCACCACAAAGUCCAGCAAUACUGUUGCAAUCAAUGUCCGAAGAAAUUCACCCAGGUCACCUCGCUCAAUCAGCAUCUGCAGGCACAUGCGGGCAUCACCGGCUACUAUUGUCCCCGUUGUCCGGAGAAAACGUUCAAACAGCAAUCGCAACUGCAUACGCACAUGAAAACGCACGGCCUGCAAUAUCCCUUCGAAUGUACGAAAUGUGAUGAGAAAUUCUUGCAGCAAACGCAUCUGGAGACGCACUUGAAGAUGCACGAAGAAUUCAAAUACAAAUGCAAUAUCUGUCCGAGUUCGUUCAAUCAGGAGUCACUGCUGAAAAAGCACGAGCAACGUCAUUUAGAGGGCAGAUACCUCACUUGCCCUGUGGCCAGUUGUAAUGAGGCCUUUGCUGUUCGCCAACAUCUCUCGAAACAUUUGUUAAAUAGUCACUCACAUACGGAAUUACCGCCUCCGAAACGCUCCAAGAAAUGCAUAACACUACAACCGCCUCAACAACCAUUGGCUAUGGUGGGCCAGCCAUUGUCGCUGCAACAUGCUCCCCAACGUGGUCGUCCUCCCAAAAAUAAAUCCAAGGUUAACGCUUUGAACAUACCCUCAUUGAUCAAAGUCGACAUCAACGAUGUUCUGCCUUAUAAUCAGAGCGUUUUGAGCAAUGUCAGCGGCCUAUCGAUACCCCAGCAAAUCAAUCAGCAUCUGCAACAGCAGCAGCAACAACAGCAGGCCCAACAGCAGGCCCAGCAACAGUUGUUGCAACACGUCCAACAGCAGGCGCAGCAACACGCCCUACAGCAGCAACAACAGGCCCAGCAGCAGGAACAACAGCAACUGAGUGCCCAGCAGCAGUUGUUGCAGGGCAAUCAGGUGAAGGUGCGCUACAUACCCAAUACGCAGAUCAAAUAAAAUCCCUUUCUGCCGUUUCCUGUGCCAGCAUUAACAGCAUUGCCCUUUCCCCACUUGGAACGGUGAUACGGAGUGGCGUCGUCGUAGUCAUCACCAACAUCAUAAUGAGCAACGUCGUCGUCGUUGUUGUCGUCUUCUCAGUUAAAGCAAACGUUUUUAACUAUUCUCUAAUUAUUAUUAUUAAGAAGAAGAAGAAGAAAAUCAGCUGAAAAAAAGAAGAAGAAGAAUAAGAAAAGCAAGAAGCAGCUGAAAAACAAGAAGAAGAAGAAUUUUAAAAAAAGAUUAGCAUAGAAUGUUUUUUUUUUUAUUUUUUUUUGUUUUCUUUUAAAUCCCUCACCCCAGAACGACGAAUGUGAGUGCUCCCUUUACAAAAAGAAAACCCUGCAUAGGUUUUUAGAUGUAAAACUUUACAUUUUUAUGGAAUUCUGUUCUUCCUUGAAUAUAUAUAUAUGAAUGAAUGAUUGAAUAUAUGCAAUGUAAUAAUUAAUUUAAAUUUGUAAGAUUGUAUAAUGUAUUGUACUAACGUUUUUUUUUUAACAAUUU
This is a messenger RNA of Stomoxys calcitrans (stable fly), 2953 nucleotides long. Its product is annotated as zinc finger protein 154. The record is from RefSeq and is a predicted model, not a curated record. Gene Ontology annotation, biological process: regulation of transcription by RNA polymerase II. The transcript has 9 exons. Gene Ontology annotation, cellular component: nucleus. NCBI's taxonomy places the organism in Eukaryota, Metazoa, Arthropoda, Insecta, Diptera, Muscidae. Bases 527 to 2410 code for a protein of 627 amino acids. Gene Ontology annotation, molecular function: DNA-binding transcription factor activity; RNA polymerase II cis-regulatory region sequence-specific DNA binding.